Molecule: messenger RNA, 1176 nt
Organism: Dovyalis caffra
Lineage: Eukaryota; Viridiplantae; Streptophyta; Magnoliopsida; Malpighiales; Salicaceae
Source: the annotation of a GenBank genome assembly
AUGUAUGCUUUCUUCCCUUCAGACCUCGGAGAAGGCUUCGCGUACAUUUGGCAGUGGUUUUGUGCUAAAUAUGGUGAUGAUGGAUGUUGUUGUGGGAAUGAGAUAAAGGAUGGGCUGAUUGAUGAGCACCGUCGAAAUAAGCGAGUGUAUAGGGUUGUUGAAAGAAGCAGUAGGUGUUAUGAAGUAGAACAGAAAUGUGAAGAAAGAGAGCGACAUCCCAUCAAACAAAGGGAAAAACAUGCGUUCUAUCCUGUUGAAAUUGCUGAUGUACCUGCUGACACAAAAGAUAAAGAUGAAAUUCUUGAGAGUGAAUUUUUUGACACAAGACAGGCAUUUUUGAGUCUUUGUCAAGAAAACCAUUAUCAAUUUGACACUUUACGCCGGGCUAAACAUUCCUCAAUGAUGGUCCUUUACCAUCUCCAUAAUCCAACUGCUCUUGCAUUUGUGACAACAUGCAAUAUAUGUCAUCUUGACAUCGAAACUGGUCAAGGCUGGCGUUGUGAGGUUUGCCCUUAUUAUGAUGUAUGCAAUUCUUGUUAUCAAAAGGAUGGGAGUAUGGAUCAUCCUCAUAAGUUGACAAAUCAUCUGUCCCUGGCUGAGCGCAAUGCGCAGAACAAGGAAGCUAGGCAAUCGAGGGUUGUGCAGGAUGGGGGUAUGGAUCAUCCGUGUAAGUUGACAAAUCAUCCGUCCCUGGCUGAGUGCGAUGCGCAGAACAAGGAAUCUAGGCAAUCGAAGGUUGUGCAGGAUGGGGUUAUGGAUCAUCCUCAUAAGUUGACAAAUCAUCUGUCCCUGGCUGAGCGCAAUGCACAGAACAAGGAAGCCAGGCAAUCGAGGGUUGUGCAGCGAAAGCAAAUGCUUGAUCUUCUGGUGCAUGCAUCACAAUGCCGUUCUCCAUUUUGCCAAUAUCCUAAUUGUCGCAAGGUGAAAGAUCUUUUCCGGCAUGGGAUACAAUGCAAAAUUCGUGCAUCUGGAGGCUGUGAUCAGUGUAAAAAGAUGUGGUAUCUCCUUCAACUUCAUGCUCGUGCAUGCGAAGAAUCAGAAUGCCAUGUUCCACGCUGCAGGGAUUUGAAAGAACUUUUGUGGAAACUUCAGCAGCAGUCGGAUUCACGACGAAGGGCUGCUGUGAUCAAGAUGAUGAGGCAGAGAGCUGCUGAGAUUGCUGGCAAUUCUGGUUAA